UGAUGCAAAUUGCCAAAAAGCACAGCAAAAGUGCCGUAAACUAUUUUCAACGCAUCUGCCCUGGUGUUAAACUGGAACGCGUCUUCAUGGAUUGGUGCUGGUGGAUAUUAGCUGGUCUACCAUUUCAGCAUCUCGUACGAAUUAUGGAUUGCUACUUCCACGAGGGCAUCAAGGUGCUGUAUCGUGUUGCGCUCGUCAUAAUCAAUCUCUUCCACAAAGAGUGUCAAUCCAACAACGAAUGGAGUCCAGAUAAUAUCAAAAACGACAUUGGUAAUGCGUUGAUCAAAUUCUGCAAGAAGAUACCAGUGUCACCAACGAAAUUAUUGCAUGCCGCAUUUAGUAUUAGGGGACUGAGUUCCACAUAUAUCUCUAGAAUAUUUAUGAAGACUGAAAUGAUACUAAAGAGCCGUUCCGUAUUGAAUAGCGGGUCGAAGCAAUUAGUUAAGUCGCGAUCCAGUGAUAAUUUGCCAUCGAGUCAAUCACAAGUCAAUAUACAAAUGAUGUCGCACACAUUGACCAUACGUGAGGUGAGUUGCCGAAUGCAUGCUUGUUGA
Messenger RNA from Rhagoletis zephyria (snowberry fruit fly), 554 nucleotides. RefSeq names its product TBC1 domain family member 24-like. Lineage: Eukaryota; Metazoa; Arthropoda; Insecta; Diptera; Tephritidae. The record is from RefSeq and is a predicted model, not a curated record.